AGCGGGAACACGGUGUGUUUCACAGGGAGCGGCCGACAGGAAGUGGAGUCGGCGAGCUGCGGUCAGGGCGUGACUUCUGUUCCUGUACAUGUAAUAAAUAUCCUUUAAGUCCGAAUACUAAGAACUCCGUUUCCUUAACAUAUGUCCAUCCGGUUGAUUUCUAAGAGUGAGAUUUAAUAUUGAUCACAGAUACUGUAGCUUUUGUGAGAGCGGAAUUGAAACAGCUGAUCAUCAAUAUUUCGAUUUCAUGUUCUCUGUAAUAUUCUGGGACUGUCAACUGACAUCCAGCUCCCCUCUCCCCUCUCAGGGCAAAACAUUGUUGUUAAUAUUAACUUAAGGGACAUUCAUGGGAUAGUUUAACCAGUUUCACCCAUUACCACUAUGCCGAUGGAUGGGUGGGUGAAGUGCUAAACAGCGUCACAGCUGUUAAAAUCAUGGUAACCGCAGUAUUCAUAGGGGUUGGACACAUUUUGAAUUUCUUAUAAUAAGCAAAUUCAGUUUGUCAUGUACCUUUUUUCAUUGCAGAUAUGUGAGCCAACACCAAAAACAAACUUCUGAAGUGAUAGUACAGUUAAAUAAGCAAACAUUCAGAUAAUUACAAAUCUGUAAGAAAAAAUAAAACACUAAAUUUAUACAUCAUGUCAAAAAAAGUAUGUUUACUAUACAUAUCAUGAGAAAAGACAAGAAUGACUUGCGUGCUAGUCACAGACUGUAUAAGUUCUAGUGCAAAUUCGAAAUUCUGAUUCCUCGUGUAUUCUUCAUAACCAAUCCUAUUCAGUUCCUCUCAUAUCUACUUUCAGUACACACCCUCCGCGCAGGACUGGACCUGUACAUCUGGGCAGGAUAUGUGUGGGGGACCCGCCUCGCAGUGGAAAGAGCAGCUUUUGAUUACUUACAACUAUUAUUCAUCUGACGCUGAUGAAUUUAAAUGAUUGUCGUCGUCAAUUACAAUGAAAUAACAAGUCUCUCUUUUUUACCAGUUUUGGAUCAAACCAACGAGAUGAUCUUCACUUGUGGCCCAAUAGUAUCAGUAGCAAACAAUUCAUUGGCAACCCUAAAGCGAAAGAUGUAUGACUAUAGCGCCCCCUGGUGGCUUUGGCGUCCUUAGCAGCUGCCUGUUUGGCUUAUAUAUUGUAAAAUAUUGUGUUUUCUGACGUGUUGCUGUGUUUACAGAAAUGUUGUCUGUUGACAUAUUUUUUCUAACCUGCUGUGUUUUCUGAUAUGUUGUGCUUUCCAAAAUGCUGUAUGUUGUUUGGUGAAACGUUUUUUUUUUCUGAAAUGCAUUGUUGUCUGUAGGCUGAUGUGUUUUCUGAAAUGCUGACGUGCCUGCACUCCAAGGGCCACCGUACUUAAGAGCUCGUUAACAGUGUAGCAGCCUUUCAGCAGACCAACCCCAAUAUCUCUCCCACAAAGAAAGAGCUAGACCACAAACACACUGUCUGGACAGUGAAUUGGGUGAGGCAGUGAACACACUGCUGGAUAAGCUGCCUGUCUCAGUUAGGAUCCUUACAAGACAGACGCGUUUCUUCAGAUGCAGGUAAGAAAGACUCAAUCUUUAUUAUUGUCAUACAUUCAUUGGUGAUAGUUUAUAGAUAAUGAUGUUACUAAAACAAUAUGCUGCAAUGCAUUUUAUGAACAAACAAACUAAAAUUGAAUCAUCUCUCUCAUAUGACAUCUUCACGUGAGAGUAAAAUACUCAGCUGUGUCACGUUGUGUUUGUUGCAGGCUUCAAAGGAGACCAUGUCAGAGCUGGAGAGUAGCAUGGCCAGCAUCAUUCGAGUGUUCCACAAAUACUCGGGUCACAAGUGCAACCUGAGAAAAACGGAGCUAAAAGCACUCAUCAAUAAUGAGAUGAGUCAUUUCAUAAUGAAAAUCCAUGAGAAUGAGACCCUGGACGAGCUCUUCGCGGACCUCGACCAGAACGGAGACCUGGAGAUCGACUUCAAAGAGUUCAUCACCCUCAUCUCCAUGGUGACCUCGGCAUGCCAUGAGCUCUUCAUCCCAAGUCAACAUGACUGAUAAGCAUGUUCACUAAUAUCUCAUUGAACACGAUGAGGUAGAUAGGAAAAGUGUCUGUAUUCUUUAAGUGGGAGUGAAUGAUUAAUGCCCAUUAAGAUGACGUCUGAGUAGAUUUUGACUUGGAGGCAGGUUGUUGCCACAUUUGUUUUUUCUGUAUAAACGACUUAUUGCAUGGUAAAAUAGAGAAAAGUAGAAAAAUAUAGUGUAUGCAAAUUUAUGCUGCAAUCCAAUACCACAUCUUUAAAAUAUAUUAGUUACAGUCUAAUUAUUCUGCAAUUUUCUUUUUCCAGAUAUUUUAAGUGUGACAGCAACUAUUUUACUAUCCUUUAUCUGUGGCUGCACUGUAGAAGCUACUUAAUGGACGUGGCUGCUGUGUAUAUCUGAGGACUCUGUCACCCAGGUCAUUGUGUUUUCAGGAGUUGUAAGUGUACAUAGUCAACUGGACACGCUCAUGUUUCUCAAAGAUGUCUCACCUCUCAUCCAAGAGGUUUCUUCAGUUCUGAAGGUACUUUGUACACUUUACAACUCCUGACAGUAAUUGUUGUGUAGUAGUCUCAUGCAUUUGUGUUCUUCAGUUAUGAUUGUCAAAUAUAUAAUAAAUAAUAUAAUAAAAGUAAGAAGUUCUAUGGCAUUCAGUCUCUCAAUGUAUU
Pleuronectes platessa (European plaice) is the source of this 2669-nucleotide messenger RNA. RefSeq names its product protein S100-B. Gene Ontology annotation, molecular function: RAGE receptor binding; S100 protein binding; calcium ion binding. NCBI's taxonomy places the organism in Eukaryota, Metazoa, Chordata, Actinopteri, Pleuronectiformes, Pleuronectidae. Gene Ontology annotation, biological process: positive regulation of cell population proliferation; positive regulation of canonical NF-kappaB signal transduction. The record is from RefSeq and is a predicted model, not a curated record. Gene Ontology annotation, cellular component: nucleus; cytoplasm. The coding region runs from base 1669 to 2019 and encodes 116 amino acids. The transcript is spliced from 3 exons.